Messenger RNA from Mobula hypostoma (lesser devil ray), 582 nucleotides. It is a transcript of the gene snrpd2, whose product is annotated as small nuclear ribonucleoprotein D2 polypeptide. NCBI's taxonomy places the organism in Eukaryota, Metazoa, Chordata, Chondrichthyes, Myliobatiformes, Myliobatidae. The transcript has 3 exons. Gene Ontology annotation, molecular function: RNA binding. The record is from RefSeq and is a predicted model, not a curated record. The coding region runs from base 92 to 448 and encodes 118 amino acids. Gene Ontology annotation, biological process: RNA splicing; spliceosomal snRNP assembly. Gene Ontology annotation, cellular component: U4/U6 x U5 tri-snRNP complex; U5 snRNP; pICln-Sm protein complex.
CGGAAGCGGGUCUUUCUCUUCCGGCGGGAGACGAAGCGCGGCUGUGGGUUGAGGAGGCGAUCCGGCGCCACAGAGAGAGAGAGAGGGAAACAUGAGUCUGUUAAACAAGCCAAAGAGUGAGAUGACUCCCGAGGAGUUGCAGAAGAGAGAGGAAGAGGAGUUUAAUACGGGGCCCCUCUCUGUUCUGACACAAUCUGUCAAAAAUAACACACAGGUCCUUAUUAACUGCCGGAACAAUAAGAAGCUGCUUGGCAGAGUCAAGGCCUUUGACAGGCAUUGCAACAUGGUGUUAGAAAACGUGAAGGAGAUGUGGACCGAGGUACCCAAGAGCGGAAAAGGAAAGAAGAAGUCAAAACCCGUCAACAAGGAUCGAUACAUCUCUAAGAUGUUCCUUCGAGGGGACUCUGUGAUUGUCGUACUUAGGAACCCACUGAUCACAGGCAAAUGAACGCCAUUUUCUGAAAGAUGUAACUUAUCACAUGGCAUAAGCAACAAGAGUUAGGUUUUUGGUUUUAUUGUCUGUGUCAUUUCCCCACUGAUAUCUGUUUAGUGUCAUUUGUAAUAAAAACUCUAUCAUUUUGA